Molecule: messenger RNA, 4893 nt
Organism: Lymnaea stagnalis (great pond snail)
Lineage: Eukaryota; Metazoa; Mollusca; Gastropoda; Lymnaeidae
Source: the annotation of a GenBank genome assembly
UUCCACUUCCUGAAAAAACAAUAAUAAAGAUUAUGUUGUUAUAAAUGUUAUAGUUAUAUUUUGUGUUAUUAUUAUAAUUAAUAUUAUGUAAUGAAAGAAUAAUUUAUAUACAUUGUUAUCUCCAAAUGAAGGUAAAUUUUUAUUUGAUAAUAGGGCUUAGCGUUAAACAUCCAAUUUCACAACAACAAAAAAUGAGUUCUGACUGCUUUAGUUUUAGUUUUAUACUUAUUAUAAUAAAUUAUACUUAAUUUACUUAUCUCACUUAGCCUAGGCCAGGCCUAUUACUACCGAUAUAAGUAUAAGUUUUAUAAGUUAAAGCCCAGGCAAAUUAACUAAAAUUCUAAUUCUGUAAAGUAGGCCUUGUACUUGUAACAUGUUAAACCAGGCGCUGCUUAUUGUUAAAACAGCUCUGAGUGUGAUUGAGAAUGGCACAAAAUAAAUUAAAACAUUUGACUUGAAUUUGAAAAGGCUGGGGCUAUUCCUCAGUUUGAGUUAAGUCCUGGGUCCCUUUAGACUUUAGACUAAAUAAAUGACUAUUCGGAUGCCAUUUGCGGUAGUUUAUUUUAGUUAAUCUGAAGAAGUAAGUUAAAAAAACAUAAAGCCUAUGCAAUUAUUAAUUAUCUUUCAUUUGAUACCAAAUUGUGUCUUACAAACCCAACAAUAAUACUUAAUUAAUUAUUUUUUUAAAAACCCAACCACUCAACUCUUUUUUGCUCUUAGAAAUAAGGUCCCUUUAGUCUUUAGACUAAAUGGCUAUUUGGAAGUCAUUUGUGGCGUGGUAGUUUAUUUUAGUUAAACUGAAGAAUAAGUUUUCAUGUGAUACCAAACUUUGUCUUACAAAUGCAACAAUAAUAUUUCUAAUAUUUUUUAAAGAAAACCCAACCUCUCACUCCUCCGGGUCCAAUAGUAUAGCCACUUUGAUUUGAAAAAGUAAAAAAAAAUUAAUCUAGAACUGAGGCCAAGUUUAUUAUACUUAUAAUAAUUCUAUAUAACAUUAAAUUAAAGGUCUUUUCAUUCUAAACUUUUUAGAUUUUACAAGAAACUACUUCUUCCACAGUUACUUUAUCAGAAAUUUAUAAUGAAAUAAUGUGAAAUGCAAAAAAUUAAAAUUUUUAAUAUAAAGUUUACAUUUUUGCACUGGCACCUUUCCUUAAAAUUAAAAAACAUUUUAAAAAAAUACAGUACAUAAAUAAAUCUCUGUUCAAAAUAUUUCCUAUAAUUUACUAUCAAAUUUCUAUUUCAACCACUUUCCUUUCGUAAAAAAAUUUCUGGCAAACAAUUUUCCAUCAAACAAAUUUCUUAGGUAUGGUUCCCGGUACAAAUUUGCAGAUGCACUAUCUACUAGAGAUUUGUAAUUGAAGGUCAAACUUAACAUUUGAAGAAAAAAAAAAGAAUAUUACCGGUACCGUAUACAAAUAUAAUUAUUUUAGAAACCUAUUAUGAUACAAAUCAAACUAUAACUAUAAGAGAUUUAGAGUUCAUUUAAUGGACUAUUAGUACUAUUUACUCGUGGUAUGGGUACCGGUACACUAAUAAAAUAUUAAAAUUAAAUCUUACAAAAUCUUCUUUUUUUUAUAUUUCAGGAACCCCUUAAUCAGGAAUGCAAAUUUGUUGAGACCAUAGUAUUGACAUGGUAAUCAGAAUACCAGUAUCUGAUUUAAUUAAUUUAUUUAUGACAUAAAUAUGGAAAAUCAUCGAAAGUUGUGGAGUCGACUGGUUUCAAGGUUGAGAAGAGGUCGUACAGGUUAUCGAUGUCAGCAAAUAUUUCGGCCAAGUUCUAACAUUUCUGGUACUGGCUUAAUUCAUUUAAACAGAUCAACUUCAACACCUGUUGUUGAAGGCAACGCCUCACAAACACGUUUUAGAGAUGUCAUCGGACUUCGAACAUCUUUUUAUGAGGAAGCACCACAUGACCAACUUGUAUCACGCAACAAUUUGGUGCAGUUUAGGGUCAGACUUGCAGAGCACCAUGAAAGUUUUACACCUAAGUGUUUGCAAGGUUUUAAUACGCAAAAUAUAUUGUUAGGUCAAGGUACCUUCGAAAAUUUCUCUCAUAACUGUUGGCUUGAAAAUAAUCUUCAUAGGUUUUGUACAUAUCCCACAGAAUCACUACCAGAUGUGAUGGAAAAUGAUUCUCUAGCUUCUGAUCAUGCACUCCAUAUUCAAGCGCAGCUUCCUAGAACUUCAGUUCAAUCCUUUCUGCAGAACAUCCAAGUAACCAACAAUAACUUAACAAGUUCUAGUUCAAGUCAUUGCAGUAGUCUAGUUUCUUCACAAAGAUCUAGUUCUGUUUCAGACAUUUCACAUUUCUACAAUUUGAAUCUCACAGAAUUUGCCUUUAACCCUGAUUCAAUGAUAGAAGACCCACCACCUUAUUCUGAACUUCCAGAAGACCCACCUCCACCUUACACAGAAACCUUACAAAUCUCUACAUAUCCUGGGAGAACACAAAGUGAUCAUUUGAUUUCUGCUAGCACUCAACUGCUCACCGAAGAUUGCCUGUACUGAUAAUGAUAUAAUAGAUGCUCAAUCCUGAAUGCAAUAAUAAACAAUUCAGUUACCUGUAACACUACUGGCAUCAAUGUUUACAGGUUCCAGCUGUCAUAAUUCAUAAAUGCUGCAGUACUCUACACAUACAGACUAGUUUAAGGUGAAAAGUGAAAACUAUGAAGUUUAGUUUUGCCACAAAUUUAUUUCAGAUCAUUUGUAUUUGUAAAGUAAUCUUAUUUAAAAAUACAAUCUCUACCGUACCCAAAAAAAACAACUAAUGUCAAUGUGCAUCACAAUUCACAUACAUCCCAGGCCCCAGAGCUGAAACAGUCUUUUCUACACACCCCCAAAAACUAUGUAUCGGUAAACAAAAGGCGGAAGAAAAGACUACCGUAUUGAUUUAAAAUUCAUUAAUUUUCUUUAUUAUUUUAUUAAUCAGUUUUUGUGUGCACGCCAAUUUUAUUAUUUUUUUGAAAUGCAUGGAUUCAUGAAACAAAUGGUUAAAGCUCUUUCUUACUGAUCAUAAUACUAUAACUAUCCAAACAAAAAUAAAUAAUGCCACCUCAUCAAAGUGUGUCCUGGAAAUAGGGCUCCAAAACCAACAUUUAACCAACAUUUAGCCAUUUCUAAACUAAACGGUAAAUCAGAACAGACCUAAUCAUAAAGAUGAACAGAAUAGUCAGACCCCUACAAAUAAUACCUGCAGAAAAAAACAUAGCAUCAUAUCCAGAGGGUAUAGUAUAAUCCAACUAUACACAGAACAGUGGCUGCAGAACGCAAGAGACAUGCCAGAAUCUGUCUCAUGACAUUAGCCAUCUGCGCACCCAGACAGAACUAGCACAAAUCUGAUGAUUAAACUUUUAAAGUGGUCAUGGUCGACUGACGAACAACAAUGCUACAUGCAGGCUUUUUUUUAACCAUACUAAAACUAAUAGAAUACAGUACAGACCGAUCAUGUAACAAACUCUACAACCCCUAAUCGAGCUAUCUUCAGUAAUUACCGGUAAGCAGAAGUGACUGCUAAUGAAGCAGAAUUAUACCGCCUAUCUGGAAUCUUCAGUUUAUCAAAUUCCAAGCAUACCGGUACAAAGAAAUGUUAGCUUCUCCGACUACCAAACAGUUGAGCAGCAAGUAAGAUCUCACAACAGUAUAGUAUAAGUUAAUUUUUAUUUAUUCAAAUAAAUGGAAAUGUUUUUUUUUAUGACAAUGUGAUGAUUAUUUUCAGCAUAUACGUAAAUAAUUCUAACAAAGACCAACGUUUUUAAACAAACUAUUUAACACAGGACAUUCCCAAGUAUUUCUCAAGCGUAAAACUCGGCCAUCAUAUGCCAUGGAACAUCACUCACUUAGUGACAACAUUGACCUAAGCUUAAUUAAGUAAAGUUUAGUUAAGAAUGAUCCAGAUUUUGUUAUCAGUGGAGGGGAACGCUGGUUAAAUGUUAUUGGUAGAUGGGGGAACAAAUAAUAAACCGUAUUUUAAUAUUUAAUUUUAUAACUUUCUGUCUUAACUUUCUUUGAGGGAAGAAUUUGCCCUGACCAAGCUGAUCCUAGGUAGGUACCAGUUUUUGUAAAGAGGGUAUGAUGUAUCCGCCAAAAUUUCUUUAGUUUUACAAUUUACAAAUGCAUAUUGCUUCAAAUGAUAUUAAUUGCUUUCUUACACCAGUAUGUAAUACUUAAGUUCAGUAGGCUUCCAAUUGUUGCACUGCAGAAUGUUAAUAAUUUUUUUGUUAUAUGUAAAUGCCCAAAUUGUGUAAUUUUUUAAAAAGAAAAUGCAAGCUUUUACAUUUAUACCAAUUUCUACUUUAGUCAAGUGUACAGAAAAGUGAGACACCAUUUUGAAAGUUGAAUACACCAGUACUCAUGAUAAAUUUCAAAUCAAGGAGUACCCUUCCGGUACUGCAUAGUAAUACUUGCUGCAUUGCAAAUCAACCAUCACAUGAUGUAGGGAUGGACAUUUUAUUAGACAUCGGUCAUUGGUAUGAAACUUUGAUAUGAGUAGUUGGUUUUGUACUUUCUUUAGCUAAUCUAAGCUGUGCGAAAAGCUUGCAAUUGUAAAAUAAGUACUGGUACAUUAUUGUGCACAUGCAUAAGAUUAUUGUAUUUGUUACGGUAGAAUAGAUUUGAGGGGCUAUUUUGACAUGAAUAUGCUCGGGAUGCACAAUUUUAAAACAGUAUGUUACAGGUUCAGGUAUGAGGUAGACACCCUCCAUUCCAGCUCUCCAACUUAUUGUCUUUUAUUUCUUUUCGAAGAAAAGGCUUUAAUGUACUUUAAUCAUGGAAUGUGUAUAUAUAAACCAGUGUACAUAAUAUAAAUGUUUUUUUUUAAAUAUAAAGUGCAUUAUGCGUUUAAAUUGUAAUAUUUGUAUUAAAGGUAUCAAUAUUUUAAUAUUAAAACACAAAGUG